UUCCUCGUUCCCUCACACAAACUUCUGUCAAAGUCGUAUCGCAUUAUUCACACUUACGUUCGGAUAUUUCGCACAAUUCUCUCAAAGGUUCCACCAUCUUUACUUGCAACUGUACAUCUUCACACCAAGUCAUUCCCAUUAUGUCGUUGUCACCGAACUGUGCCUCGGGCUGUAUCUAUUGGUUGAUGGGCAUGCGCAACCGUAACUCCGACAUACUGUACAAGCUGAAUAACCAAUUCAGUUGCCUCAGUAAACUUUCAAGUUGCUUCCAAGGAAUCCUGUCAAGAUACGUGCCUUUCGUCGUCGGUGAAACCAUUCAAGUUUUACAUGAUACUACAUAUACUAGCGCAACUUCAGAGGACAAGAAGGAAUAAUUUGAGCUGCGAGACACGAAGGUGAUGACGUCGGAGCUAGGGGAUUUUUUUUUGCACACGUGUUUAGGUCAAGCUUCCCAUCCCAUUCACCAGAUUGACACUGCCGGUACUUACAGGAACGCAAUUUAUCAUUGCUUGAUCCGUCGGUUACCACCGUCCGUUGCUAGCUGAACGGGAAGCUGUUGUCAGUACAUCGCCAUGAAAUUGCAGGCUCGACCACCAGGCCCACGGACAUACCCGUCCUAUGCAGUUCCGAUGAAACAAGCAUUCCUUCAUUAAACGCACAGGAUGGGUAGAUACUACCAGAAUCCAAAGAAGGCGGAGUAAGUUUUGAUAACGAUUUCCGUGCUUUGGGCUAACGAAGACCUAUGCAGCCACUAUUGAACAGUGAACGGCGCGUUCUAGUUCCCGCACGUACCGGCUUUUCCAUCGAUUGGUUGAGGCCGAAACACACUCGAGAAUAGUACACGGAGCAAGUAUUUCUAUCGGGCGUCUAGCUGCUGGAACGUCUAUUUAAGAGUUCGCUCUUUCAAGAUUCAUUUUAGCUUCAUGCCCUCUCAGGAUUUAAAUCAAGUCAGAUUGUCAGCGGAUGAAAGUAGCACCGAGCCAGCCCACUCGACUCAUCCCAUCAUGAACACUCGGCGCGAGAGCGAUCGUUCUCAUUCGAUGCGCCUGACUAGUACACUUCAUAACGUUCAUUUCGAGACCAGCAAUUAUGACAACUCCGGCUGGUCCACAGAUUCUUCUGCACUUUAUCAUACUCUACCCGAUGCUAGCCAUCUGGAGGAAUCAUUUCACUCUCAAAACUACGUCUACACGGCACCUCUUCCUCAUGAACAUCACCUCUAUGACUAUAGCUCUGCUCACCGUCUUGUUCAGGAAACAGACUCCUUUACCGACACAAGCUCUCAACAGCAGUGGCUCUCCAAUCCCUCCCACUCAGAGUCGAGCUCCUUCGUCCAUCCCAACCUCGCUCUGCCACAUUAUACCCCAUACAACACUUCCCAACCUUUCCCUCAAUGGACUCCCAUCCCCGGAGAGAAUCCAUCGACGAUAAAUGCCAGCACCUCCGCGUCCCGCACAAUGACGGAAGGAAAUCAACCCCCCAGUUCUACGCCACACAACAUUGAUCUCAGCAACGACCAUUCCAACUCCAUUCAUUCUCUUUCUUCGUAUUCCCGUGUCCACGUGGGCUCCCCAGCAACGACACGAGUCGCCCUCUCACAACGGAGAAGACCCGCCGCUUACUUUUGCGAUGUUCCAGGAUGUACGUCGAAGGGAUUUACGACGAUGCAUAAUUUCCAAUAUCACCAGCGAUCACACCAGGAUAGCAGGCCUUUCGUGUGUCCUCACUGUUCUCAAGGAUUUAUGUCUCAAUCGGAUUUGACUAGACAUCGUAGGCGGUGGGGGAAAACAUGUCCCGCUCAAGGUGGCCCGAGUGCGAGAUUGAACUACUAAGAGGGUUACUUUUCCCUACUUUUCUUCCUUUGGAGCGACCAUAAUGAUGGGAUUCUACGUAUGAGGCUAGAUUUCAGUACAUGUACUUCUGAUUUUCCAUAAAACGUCC
This is a messenger RNA of Marasmius oreades (fairy-ring Marasmius), 1941 nucleotides long. RefSeq lists its product as uncharacterized. The transcript has 6 exons. Bases 924 to 1832 code for a protein of 302 amino acids. The record is from RefSeq and is a predicted model, not a curated record. NCBI's taxonomy places the organism in Eukaryota, Fungi, Basidiomycota, Agaricomycetes, Agaricales, Marasmiaceae.